This is a messenger RNA of Arabis nemorensis, 870 nucleotides long. NCBI's taxonomy places the organism in Eukaryota, Viridiplantae, Streptophyta, Magnoliopsida, Brassicales, Brassicaceae. The record is from the annotation of a GenBank genome assembly.
AUGUCUUUGUUUCUGAAAGAUGAUUCGAUUCAAAUCCGCGAAGUAUGGAACUAUAACCUUAAAGAAGAGAUGGAUCUGAUUCGAGAAGUCGUCGACGAUUUUCCUUACGUUGCUAUGGACACUGAGUUCCCAGGAAUCGUCGUUCGACCAGUCGGAACUUUUAAAUCCAACGCAGAUUACCACUACGAAACCUUGAAAACGAACGUCAACAUCCUCAAGAUUAUCCAGCUUGGUCUCACUUUCUCCAAUGAACAAGGUAACCUCCCAACCUGUGGAACAGAGAAAUAUUGCAUCUGGCAAUUCAAUUUCAGAGAAUUCGAUGUCAAUUCCGACAUUUUCGCCACGGAUUCCAUCGACUUGCUUAAACAAUCGGGAAUCGACUUUGCGAAAAACACUCAAGACGGAAUCGAUUCGAAGAAAUUCGCAGAGCUCUUAAUGUCAUCAGGGAUUGUGCUUAACGAAAACGUCCAUUGGGUUACAUUUCACAGUGGAUACGAUUUCGGAUACUUGCUUAAGCUCCUCACUUGUCAAAACCUGCCUGAUACGCAAACAGGGUUCUUCGAGCUGAUCAACGUUUAUUUUCCCACGGUGUACGACAUUAAACACCUGAUGAAGUUCUGCAACAGCCUUCACGGUGGUCUGAACAAGCUCGCGGAGCUUCUCGAGGUCGAAAGAGUUGGGAUAUGUCAUCAAGCUGGUUCGGAUAGUUUACUCACGUCAUGUACUUUCAGAAAGCUCAAGGAGAAUUUCUUCAUUGGUCCGUUGCAGAAAUAUUCUGGUGUUUUGUAUGGUUUAGGUGUUGAAAAUGGUCAGGUAUCGAUUUGUGAGCUCGUUUCUUGGCAGAUAAAAGAAAUCUCUCCUGUGUCGUAA